GAUUGGACUUGAUAUCUUCGUCACGCUUUACGCACCACGCGCAUCUUCUGCUGCGCACACGCAGGACGGCCGCCCCACGCCGCGGCCAUCGAACAGCGAGAGGGGAUGCAACAAUUGAAGCGUCGUGUCUUUUGACUGAAACUCUCCCACGGACCUGCGUGGACCUUACACGCUCGGCGCCGCGCUUUACGAACGCGCCUUCGUCUGCACCGUGGGGGGGUGGUGGGGGGGUGGAGUGGUGCGUGGGGCGUCAAUCACGUGGCAACAUCCAGCUCGCCUCUUUGCAACGUGAUCCUCCCCCCCCCCCACUCUCACUAAAAAAAAAAAACACGGGAUCCACGGCAGGAAGUUGGAGACUUUCCCGCGCCACUUUGGUCCUCCUCCCCUGCCAAGUGCCUCGAUCGGCGAAUUCCUCCAGGAUACUACCCUUUCACAAAAAGACGCGCCCGGCUUUUAUUCUUCAAAGUGGGUCACCUCCUGCGUGGACGCGUGCGGCACACACAGGAGUUCACCGUCGGGCUGCCGGACGUGAGUGCACCCCGGGGCUCUGACGUAUACCAGAUCCCCGCCCGCGGGGGACGGCCGAGAUUAAAACCGGUGAUUGCGGCGGCGAGUGGACGGAAGGAAUCGAAGGCAGAAGAAAAACACCGCUUAUCUUUCACCUUUGUUCUUGGCCCCAUGAAAGAUCUGCGCAGGUUGAAAAAAGCCAAACGUUGGUGGAGAUGAUGGAGUGAGGGAGGAAGUGGAGACAUGAGAGGACGCCGUUCCUGUGCCAGCUGCUUGGAGAGCAAUUAACCCCGCGGCCAGCGUCAGCCGAGGACCGGCUUCUAUUCUGUGACGGGUUUGGCGCCAUCAUGUUUCAGAGCUCGCCUCGCAGGGCUCUUCUCCUGCUGCUGCUCCUCCACGGCUCCCUCGAGGCCUCUCAGGCCGCCAAAGCCAAAGGUCCGGGCCAUACGCACCUCAACUCCAUCCGCAUCGAUGGCGACAUAUCCCUGGGCGGACUCUUCCCGGUGCACGCCAGGGGCCACGACGGCAAGCCCUGCGGCGAGCUGAAGAAGGAGAAGGGCAUCCACCGCCUGGAGGCCAUGCUCUUCGCCCUGGACCGCAUCAACAAUGACAACAACCUGCUGCCCAACAUCACGCUGGGGGCCCGGAUCCUGGACACCUGCUCCCGGGACACCCACGCUCUGGAGCAGUCGCUCACCUUCGUGCAGGCGCUGAUCGAGAAGGACGGCACCGACGUCAAGUGUCUGGGCGGCGGGGCGCCCAUCAUCACCAAACCGGAGCGGGUGGUGGGGGUGAUCGGAGCCUCUUCCAGCUCCGUGUCCAUCAUGGUGGCAAACAUACUGCGGCUGUUCAAGGUAAGGGCGAACAAACCUUUCCUACAAAUGUCGCUGAUAUUUGGUGUGUCCUACGAACUUCUGACAAUGAUGUGGAUCCUCGUAAAACAGGAUUACUUUGUAUCUUUGGUAAAAUGGUAA
This is a messenger RNA of Entelurus aequoreus (snake pipefish), 1481 nucleotides long. Its product is annotated as metabotropic glutamate receptor 4-like. The coding region runs from base 855 to 1481 and encodes 208 amino acids. Gene Ontology annotation, molecular function: adenylate cyclase inhibiting G protein-coupled glutamate receptor activity. Lineage: Eukaryota; Metazoa; Chordata; Actinopteri; Syngnathiformes; Syngnathidae. Gene Ontology annotation, biological process: regulation of synaptic transmission, glutamatergic; G protein-coupled glutamate receptor signaling pathway. The record is from RefSeq and is a predicted model, not a curated record. Gene Ontology annotation, cellular component: membrane. The transcript is spliced from 2 exons.